Molecule: messenger RNA, 7047 nt
Organism: Dendroctonus ponderosae (mountain pine beetle)
Lineage: Eukaryota; Metazoa; Arthropoda; Insecta; Coleoptera; Curculionidae
Exons: 22
Coding region: 326-5209 (1627 amino acids)
Cellular component (GO): cytoplasmic vesicle
Molecular function (GO): protein binding
Source: RefSeq, a predicted model, not a curated record
CAGUAAGUAACCAAAGUAGCGUGCGCCAUGUUAUAUUUGUGAUUUAUUUACUAGAACGGCUUUUGUGUGGUUUUUCUAGCAUUGAUUGAUUGAACAGAAAACUGAGUAAAAAAAAUUGAUUACUGGUGACUAGUGGAAUUAGAGCUACUUUGAGGAGUUUUUAAAAGGAAAUCAGCCGUUUAAUGACGUCCUAAUUGGACGAGGAGCGUCAUUGAGCGGCCAUUUUCUAAACGCAAUGUUCAUCCAUACGGACUUUCGUCAACAUCAAAAGUGAAUUAAUACAGACCAAAGUGGAGAACAGUUUUAAAAUUGCACUACUGAUUGCAUGAUUCUAGUCGGGAAAAAUGCUUUCAAAAGGACAAAACCGUAUAACAUUGGUGGGACAAUAAAAAUAAACAUGAUUGUGCUACUAUUGUGCUGUAUGAUGAAAAUCGUCGAGUUUUCCACGGGAAAACCGACUGAACCGACCAAGCCGAAGUCCCGAGGGAAAUAUAGAAGAUAUCGCAGGCUGAAAGUUUUGACCAAAUACGGCGCAGUGACGCGUUUUCAACAUCAAAGUAGAGGCAUGAGUGAGUUAGGGGUAAUGCGUGCCAGUCCUGACUCCGACUGCAACAGCAACCUAAGAGGCUCCUAUCUCAGCACCACUUCUUCACAGGAUGUCGACUUUGUGCAGGACAAUUCCGACUAUCAAUGGUUUUUAGAUUAUGGAUACAGAGAUGGGGGCACAAACCAUCACACCAGCAUCCUCUCUCUUCCAGAAACCUACGAGGCAGGUGAUAACUAUUAUGACGCUCUGGCUAAGAAUAUGGACGCAAAUCUGGCCGAAGCUGACAUGGAGAGCUUCAAAACCGAAGAUAUCCAUGCGCUGCUCACUAAUCUACCCCCAAUGUGUACUGACCAACUCAGCCAAGAAACCCAGAGGCAAGGUGAAUCGUUCGCGGAAGUAUCCGGUUCCUUGAUGGGAAAAUUCGAUUUAGACAGCUACAUUAGUCCGCACAGUAGUUCACAGGGGGAAGACUCGACAUCAAUGUCCAUUUGCAAGUCGGAGAUCUUGUUCAGUCCCGUAAAAGAAACGCCAAUGCCUGGCGCUCAUUUUUCCGUUGAUUCGCUCGAUUGUGACCUGCACGACAUGAUGCUGACCUGCCAAGCUAACAAAGACAAUUAUACCAUUGCCUUUGAAGGAUCGACCACCAUGUACAGUGAAGACAGUGACUAUCACGAUACUGAUAAGAGCUCUUCGAACUCAAAUCCUCCCAACCAGUCAGGUAGUUUAAAUCUACAACCAAGCAAGAACUUAGGCAAAGCAAUGUUGGAAGACUCAAUGACUCAAUCGGACUCCAGUAGCUUUACCACAUGGAGUAAGCUGAAGAAACGGAACAGCGAUGACCAGUUGCGACGGCCCUCCGGUAACAAUAACAACUCUGAAGACGAAAGUAGUCAUUUAGCGUUGAGCGACACGGCUUUGAAGAGCCAAAGUAUGCCCAAUUUACACAAGCAGAGAUUGAGAAGAUGCAUUGUUGAUGACAAUAGCCUUAGUAAUAGUUCGUCUCCAACCACAAUUAAACAGCGUCCAGUCAAACUGUUCAACAUCCAUCACCAGCACAUUCAGAGCAGCAGUGGAAGCGGCUCUCUGUCGGAAAUGGCCACCUCUGUAGAUGCAAACGGUGACGGUGCAAACAACAAACAUCCCAACUUCAACUUGGUGAAGCUUUUCAUGAAGCAGAAGAGCAUAAGCCAAGAAGUAGGGAUGUCUUUGACAAUGGAUCAGCUAUCUUCAACGGAAAACUGGCCAGCUUCGCAGAGCGGCGAAAGCUCCUCAUCGGACAACAAAAACGCGGAUAACUUGAAAAACUUGGAACUGAGCGCUGUUAACAGCAGCGUUCGAACUUAUGACCUGAUAGCAGAGGAACCGGAAGAGAUUUCCAAGAGCGAGUCCAUAGAGCAGCUGUCGGAAAGCGUGAGUAAAAGUGAAUCAGUUUGCGAUAGCUUUGACAAAGACGCGGAACAGAAGAAUGCAAACAACAACGAUAGUUUGAAGAACUACCAAAGACCCAAAGCAAUCAGCCCGAAAAAUGUCCUCAAAGUCAAAAACGAGCUCUUCGAUAGAAGCAUCCAGACAUCGCAAUUCUCGGAAAUCCUCAACCUGAAAAAUGCCACCAAUUCCCCUGCAGUUGGCGGAGGACAGCCAGUCAAGCUGAUCGAAGCCUCAUUCUUGAACAAGUUGAAAAAAGAGGGCGAAGUGCAGAAGCCGGUCUAUGUGCUGUACCCGAACUACGUCCUUCCCAACCUGGACUUUUUGAACGAGAAAAACGACGUGGAGAAUGUCCAUUUCGUCCCUCAAAGCUUCCCCAAGCAGCCCACGCUCAACCGCAAACGACCAUUCAGUUUUAACGACAUUGAAGGUCUCAAGCGCAAAGGGUUCGGCCACGUCAAGGACUGGGAUUCGCUGAAUAUUCUCCUGCCCCAAGAAUACCGCAAGGUUCUAGCUGACGUUCCCGAGAUCUCCAGCCACAUCAAGCCGGGAAUGCGGGACAGACCUUCGUUCUUAAGGAACAAACGGCGACCGUUGAGUUGCGAUAUUACUCAGACCAACAUAUCAUCGAGUUCGAGCACAGCCACUCAGCCAAGCAGCGGAUACCGCGGAUCUUCCAGCAUUCUGAGUGAUUCUCAAAAUAGCCCCGCUAUCCAAGGAAACCAUAAUCCGCUGUUUGUUUAUCGCUAUGAUAGCGUCACUAGUUCAGAAGCUAGUCUAUUAAAUAGCGACAAACAAGCGCAAUGUAUAACGACAACAGCGCCUUGCACUGGGCAAAGAAUCCAAGAAGCGAUUCCUCCGCGUCCACCGUUGCCCAGAAGUAUUUUGAGAAAAUCCGAGCUGCAGAAGAGAUUCAGCAUGUAUGAGACUAGCGAAGAGGAUUUGGCCAAUGACGAGGUGAACGUGAAUAAAAGAAGAUCAGUCCCCGAGCCGUAUUUCCUGAAUCGGAACAAACGCCUCUCCGAGACUGAGGAUGAAGGAGUGGACGCAGGCACUUCCAGCAGCAGCAUGGACGAGAAAGACAAUAUUCCCAGUAGACCUGAGUAUGUUCUGCCUCAUAUGAGUACUGAUGAGCUGAUACAGCUCGAGGAGUAUCUGAAACUAAGUGGCCUUUCCACCUCUGACGAGGAGAGGACUGAGGAGAGUCUGUCCAACUUGAGAAGCUAUGUGAGCAAAUUUUUGACUCUCAAAAUCAAUCAGGACGACUCCGAGCAUUUCGGCGGAAAAAAAUCCGUCAGCUUCGCAGAAAAACUCAACGUAAACCAGCGAUAUUUGGACGCCAAACAGUGCAUAACUCAUCCGCCCAACAACUCUCCAAACGUAUCGGCUGUUCUUCUGCAGCGCAACUUCCAGCCCAAAGCUGUCACUGACAUGACUAUUUGCGAGGAAAACGAGAACAGCCCGAACUAUUCUAGUCCGCAAGCCACGCCAAUCCACCUGUGUAAAACAGCUUCGGAUAACUACGUGCAGAAACGGUCGCUAAUCAAUGGGGUUUUGGAUGCAGUUGAGCAGGUGAUGAAGUAUUUCUCUCCAGCUUCGAAUCAGCAGGAACUGAACGCGCUUGGUGAUUCCAGUGUGAAUCCAGCCAGCGCUAAGCUAGCUCUAUCGACUCUAUGUCCAGCUCUGUAUGCAGUGCUGAGUGAUGGGCUGAAGCCCUGUUUGGAAACCAGCUUUGGCGCUAUAAACAACUCAGUUUGGCAGGUGGUGGAAGCGUCUUCGCAACAAGGUCCCUUGACUAAGGCUCUGAACGACUUAGUAAUGCGCAUUAAUAGCGAAGAUGUGAUUAGUGAAGGCUUAGUAAAAUUCAAUGCCUUCAUCUUUGGCUUGCUCAAUGUACGUUCAUUGGACGCCUGGACUAGCUACCUGCGAACACGUGAAAGUGUUCUAAAAAAGCACUACACAGCUGACUCGGUUCUGGUGCUGUCGCUGACUGGAGGAACCAAUCUAAGAACCAUGCUCGACUCGAUGGUAGCUGCUUUGCAGCCCUUAGCCUUCCUGCCCUUCCAGUUCGAUCUGCUGUUCGAAUACAAACAGCUUCAUCUCAGCUUCAAGAGAAUGGAUUCAUAUCAUCAACCAACCAGCCCCAUCUUGAAGUAUUCGCCGUCUACCACUUACAAGCAAUUUUUAUCGGCCAAAUAUGGUCAGGUGUCUUCGAACAGCCGCUCAAAUUCCGAAUCUGACGACAUAUCGACUGGCACUGUACGAAACGGGCUUCAAGGCCUGUCAGAACCUCUUCACUCCAAUGAAGCAAAGUUGAGGAAAAGCGACAAGGAACGCCCGCGAAGCUGUGUCGACCCUGGAAUGUUCAACGCUCCAACUUUCAAGCUGGGCGAGGAUGUGAAUAACGUUGCUAAGAAAAGGUGGUCAAACAUCGCGACCAACUCCAAACUCUACCAAGCGUAUGAUCGACUGGCGAAAGAAGACGAAGAAUAUGCGGAUAGUUUGGAGAGUCCCCAGGUGCAGCCGCCUUUGAGUAUCGUGGCUGAAAAGCCAUUGAAACCCGAACAUCCUGGGCCGGAAUCGCUCGAUUCGAAUUAUUCGGAUGAAAAGCCCGUGAAUGGCAGAAGGUUUAAGAAACUGCAGCAAAGAUGGGAAAUGCUCAGCGCCAAGGAUUCCUUUGAAAAGGACUCGCCCCCUCCCAGUCCCACGCACCCGAAUGUUAAAUCUAAAAUUCCCAGGCCCAUCACUUCUCCAGUCAGACCGUCAGGGAUUCCAGUAUUAAUAUCACCUCCAGCUAAACCGGCCCUCAAAAAAACGCCCAGCGCUCAAGUCGGGCCAGUGAAAGCCACACCAAUCAAAAACGUGUCGGCGAAAAAAAUCGGGCCCCGAACUAGUCGAGCUGACCAAGUGGAGUCCAAUCACAAUGUGCAAAGGCCGAGCAGUUUACCAUAUAAACCAGCCAGUCAAGCUAGCAAAACACCAAAGAUCGUUCCUCAAAGGAGGGCUGCGUCCAGUUCGUUAAGCAGAAGAGUGGUCACUGGUCGAAAUAUACCUCCAAAGUCUGUUAGAACAUUGAGUCACCGGUUGCCAUCGGAAAGUGGCCAUUUGUCCUACAACGAAGGCGAGAUUUUGAAAGUUGUGCUCGAAGUUGAUGACAAAUGGCUGUUGUGCUGUAGAGGAACGCAGAAGGGCCUGGUUCCGAAAUCUGCUGUGAUUGCGGAUAAUGAAAGGUUUUGAUGAACAAAUUAAUGGAAAACCCAGAACGCUCAGUCGUGCAGAGGCAAUAUUGAUCUAACGUACUUAACUGCUAAAGGCUUGCAGACCAGCAACUCACCAAGUUUCACCAGAACGAACGCUUUACAUCAAGGUUACCUUUAUUUAAUUACUGUAUAAAUCAUAAACUAGACUGGUGAUGUGAUGUAUAUUAUAAAUAGAGUUAAGGAAAUAUAAUUUAUUUACGUGGUAGGUUAAAGGGAUAGGCAGUAUACCCUAGUUGAAUGUUUCCGCUUAUUGUGAGGUUUUCGGCGUUAAAUAAUCCCAAUUUUUUCGAUACAGUGUAAGUAAUUUCUGAUCAGUUAAAUGAGCACGGGCAAACAAAGAUUAUAUUUAUUAACUCAGAUAGAGUAUUUAUAUGGUAAAGUAUCUAUUGUAGUCUAUAGAGCAUGUUAGCCAAAAGCUUUGCAAAAUGACUGAUGAAUGGUUGCAAUUAUUGGCAAUCUACCAACAUCAUCUGUGCAUUACUAACAUUAAGCCUUGGGUGGUUGGGUCUAGUAGCUAUAUUCUAUUUUUUUGGCCAUGUUUAUAUACGAAAUGUCUACUAACAAUAAUAAAUUAUUAUCAAACAUUCCCUUCCAUGGUAAGUUAAACUAAUCUUAGGCUACUUAGCUUUAAGCGUUUUUCGUAUAUAAAUAUCGGCUUUCUGGUUUGGUGGGCUGUGGGAACGCUAACAAAAUCCAUCCUCAUUAGAUUACCGAUCCUUGCAUGCUAAUUCAUGUUAAGGCCUACAUCAAAUUGGAACUUCCAAAACGCGAAUUCAGCUCCGGUUCACUGGGAACUUUAGAUAAAAGUGUUUAAAUUUUUUCUGUGGACGAUGCACACAUUCUCUUAGCAAUUUCGGGCUCUGUUGUCCAAGUAUUUGAAAAUACCUUCGGAUCCAACCAAUCGCCCCAGUUCUAUAUAUGUUCUACAUUAACAUUAUUUCAUUAAAUCCUACUAACUCCCUAGUUUAACAUUCGUGCAACAGUGGUGUUGGUCUUUUGGCAAUAAAGCUCCGUCUAUUUAAUUUCCUUUAAUAUGUAUUAAUGUGGUGUUAAUUGUGCUAGAAAGUUUUCUAAAUAUCUGUUAAAGGAAUUUUGUUAAAAUGAUUACGCUUCAGCUUUAAAUCGCCAGCUAAAAUAAUGAUUACUCUAAGGGAUAAUGACUAUUGUCAAACCAUGAGAUACUUUAAACUCCCUAUAUGAAUUACGAUAACUAAGUAGCUAGUGGAAUGCGUUCUAUUUCAGUUAACCCUCCCCUAAUAAAGGGCGCUUUCGAGGCUCAGAUAUACGUAAAGAAAAAGUAAAUUAGUUUGAAGGUCUGGUCAUCUAAAGCGCCCCCAAAACGACACACGAGAAAUGAGAAAAAAUACUCCCUACUUUGUAAAAAAUGUUAAAUACUGCUACGAGGCCUUUUCAUUUGUUGUAUAUUUCUUAAAAGUCAAACCCAUUGAUUGAUUUGUCUGCUUCUGUAUAUAUUGAAAUUGUUACAUAUUCACAGUAUUUCAAUAUCAAAAGGAACCAAAAUAAAAAUCCAGUUGUAGCGGGGGACAAUUGUCCCCCGGGUCCCCCUUGUUAUUGGAAAUUUCGAUCGAACGAUCCAGGCAUGAUUCCGAACAUGUAUUUAUAGGAUAGGUGAUAUUUUUUUUACAGAUUUAGUAUAUUCUUUAUUUUAGUUUCGUGCCAUACACAUCAAUUCAUCAACGUACAUGGUUUUGUUUAGUUGAAACUUUAUCCGCAAAUAUUUCUCAUUUAUUUACGUUUAUAUCAGUACGCUACUUUGUAAUUGUUCUCAAGACGUAAAAAUAUAUUUAAAAUAUU